Molecule: messenger RNA, 1971 nt
Organism: Mycena indigotica
Lineage: Eukaryota; Fungi; Basidiomycota; Agaricomycetes; Agaricales; Mycenaceae
Product: Vacuolar DHA amino acid exporter
Exons: 3
Coding region: 133-1971 (612 amino acids)
Source: RefSeq, a predicted model, not a curated record
GUGCGAGGAACAAGGACGAACAAUGGGCGGCGGGGUAUAAGGGCCCGCGGGUGGCUGCGUGGGGCCACUUUUGCUCUUUCCCCGCUACCACGACUACGCUCGCUAUUGACGACGACGAAUACGAAUACGACUAUGAUGAAUGCUACUACGCCACCACGAAGAGAUUUGAAGAGACAGUCGCGGGUGUCCCCGGCGCGGCGGGGGACGGCGACGAUGGAGGCGAUUGUGGAGGUGCUUGAAGUGGACGACGAGGAGGUGGAGGUGCCCCCGAAGCGGAGCAGCGUGAAGGCGCGGCGGAGGCAGGGCGUGUCGGACCUGCGUGUGCCCGUCAUCGCGCUGUUUGCUGCUGAGAACGGGGGUGAAGACGGGUGGCGGGUGUCGCUGGACGGGGAGGAGGUGUAUGACUUCCCGCUGCCGCCCCGGAGCGCGGCGAGUUCGUCGAGCUCGGGCUCGGGCUCGGAGGCGGGGUCGAGUCCUGCGACGAGCCCGGGCCCGAGUCCCGUUAGGGAGAGUCACGGUCACGGGCUGCAGCGGUGGAAGACGGUUAAGCCGCUGACGAUCACGAAGCGCUCGCGGUCGGCGUCGCCCGUCCCGCCUGCGCCCCUCCCCCAACUCCAACUCCCCGAAGAUGAUCACGACGCCGACGACGACGACAACGACGACGACGGGUUCUACGCGUCCUACGCGCGCGGCGUCUUCGCGCUCGCCCCGCCGCUCCCCGCGCUGCCGCUGCCCCCCGCCCGCGCCGACUCCGCCACCCGCCGCCGCCACCGCGAGUCCGCCGUCGUCGCCCCGCCCCGGCCUGUCUCGGCGCUCCUCACCCCGCCCGCCUCCCCCCACACGCACGCGCGCUCCGCCUCCGCAGACGUCGUGCCAAACUUCUCCCGCCCCACCUCCCUCGCGCUGCGCGCCGGCUCCCCGCCCCGCGCCAAGAGCCGCGCGCUCAGCGUGUGGCGCGACAGCGACUUUGCCGCGUACGCCCCGCUCAUAUCGGCCGCGGCGUCCCCGACGUCCUCCGGUCGUUCCGAUCCCCGCUCUCCCUCUCCCCCUCUCCCUCGCCCUACUCCGCCCCCGGCCAGCUCCCGCUCCCGCCCACCCCCCCUCUCCGCCGUCUCCGCCGUCUCCGCCCUCCUCUCCCCCGCGUCCUCCAAGCGCCGCAUCAGCGCCGAGGUCCCGUCCGAUAUCGACCUCGACGGCGACUGGGACGACGUCUUCGACGCGCACGCGGACUACCCCGAGAUCGACGUCCCCCGCUCGCCGUCCUCGUUCUCGUACGACGAGGAGGCGCGCGAGCGGCGGUCCGGGUGGCCGCGCGCCGAGUCACGUGUCCCGCCGGCCCCGGCGCCGGUGUGGCUCGACGCGCCGGUGUCGCCCGUGUCCGAGUCCGCGUGGAGCUUCCCGGAGGACUCGCAGGCCGGGUCUGGCUCCGACGACGACGAGCCUCCGCUCCGCUCACACUCCCCCGACGACGAUGACGACGACGUGUUCGGCCCGCCGCCCGGGCCCGGGCCUGGCCCGCGCACGCCGGUGCUCCGCUCGCGCUGGUCCGCGUCGACGCUCGCGUCCGUGCGCUCCGGAUCCGCCACCUCGCCCCGGUCGCCCGCGUUCCUCCGGUCCCCGGCCUCGGGCAAGACGUUCGCGUUCGCAAGGCGAUACCUCCGCGCCCCUGCGUCCCCCGCCGCGCCGAAGCGCCGGGCGUCUGUCAAACCCAAGCCCGCGAAGGCGAAGAAGGCCCCGAAGCCGGCGCCAAGGCCGAUGGGCAGCGUCAGCGCGCCGAUCCAUCGGCCAGCCAGCGCGGCCGCGGCGGGCUCGGUCGUGGUCGGCCGCCCGCCCGCGCCGAUGUCCGUCCUCGCCGCCGCCGCAAGCGCGGGAGGGGGAGCCGCGGACGCGUCCCCGUUCGCGGCGGCGUGGCCGUUCUCCGCGCAGUGGGUGGGCGUGGGGGCGGGGAGCGGCACGGGGCGGUUUACGUGA